GUAAUAUGCAUGUGUCACUAGCUGAGGCCCUGGAGGUUCGGGGUGGACCUCUGCAGGAAGAAGAAAUAUGGGCUAUAUUAAAUCAAAGUGCUGAAAGUCUCCAAGAAUUAUUCAGAAAAGUAAGCAUAGCUGAUCCUGCUGCCCUUGGUUUCAUCAUUUCUCCAUGGUCUCUGCUGUUGCUGCCAUCUGGUAGUGUGUCAUUUACAGAUGAAAAUAUUUCCAAUCAGGAUCUUCGUGCAUUCACCGCACCAGAGGUUCUUCAAAAUCAGUCACUAACUUCUCUUUCAGAUAUUGAAAAGAUCCAUAUUUAUUCUCUUGGAAUGACAUUGUAUUGGGGGGCUGAUCACGAAGUGCCCCAGAGCCAACCUAUCAAGCUUGGAGAUCAUCUCAACAGCAUCCUGCUUGGAAUGUGUGAAGAUGUUAUUUACGCUCGAGUUUCUGUUCGGACUGUUCUGGAUGCUUGCAGUGCCCAUAUUAGGAAUAGCAAUUGUGCACCUUCAUUUUCCUAUGUGAAGCAGUUGGUAAAACUGGUUCUGGGAAAUCUUUCUGGGACGGAUCAACUUUCCCGUAACAGUGAACAAAAGCCUGAUCGAAGCCAAGCUAUUCGAGACCGAUUGAGAGGGAAAGGAUUACCAACAGGAAGAAGCUCUACUUCUGAUGUACUAGACAUACACAAGUCUCCAUUCUCUCAUCAGACCUUUCUUAACAAAGGGCUUAGUAAAUCUAUGGGAUUCCUGUCCAUCAGAGACACACAAGAUGAGGAAGAUUAUUUCAAGGACAUUUCAUCAGAUAAUAAUUCUGGACACGAAGAUUCUGAAAAUGCCUGCUCCCCUUACCAGUUCAAAACUAGUGGCCUAGAAAAAAAAACUUUCCCUGGUAUUGAUGUGCCUCCCAAGAAGAAGAUUUGGGCUUCAUCCAUGGACUUGCUUUGCACAGCUGACAGAGACUUCUCUGGGGAAACUGGUGGAUUCCAGCAAUAUCUCCCUGAGGCAGUAACAGUGCGGACUUCAACUACUCCUAGAAAAAAGGAAGCAAGAUACUCAGAUGGAAGCAUAGCCUUGGAUGUCUUUGGCCCUCAGAAAGUGGAUCCAGCAUUUCACAUGCGAGAUUUGCCCACUUCCUCAGCAAUAUCAAGUGCUUUGGACCGAAUUCGAGAAAGACAAAAGAAACUUCAGGUUCUGAGAGAAGCCAUGAAUGUAGAAGAACCAAUUCGAAGAUAUAAAACUUACCACAGUGAUAUCUUUAGUACCUCCAGUGAAAGUCCAUCUAUCGUUUCCUCUGAAUCAGAUUUCCGACAAGUACGAAAAAGUGAAGCUUCCAAGAGGUUUGAAUCUAACAGUGGUCUCCCAGGGGUAGGUGAAAACCCAAGUCAAGGCCAGUCACAGAGACCAAGUAGACAAUAUGAAACACCCCUUGAAGGCAAUGUAGUUAAUCAAGAGAUUAUGCUAAAACGGCAAGAAGAAGAAAUGAUGCAGCUACAAGCCAGAAUGGCCCUUAGACAGUCUCGGCUGAGCUUGUAUCCGGGAGACACAAUCAAAGCCUCUAUGCUUGACAUCAGCAGGGAUCCCUUAAGAGAAAUGGCCCUUGAAACAGCCAUGACCCAAAGAAAACUGAGGAAUUUCUUUGGCCCUGAGUUUGUGAAGAUGACGAUUGAGCCAUUUAUAUCUUUGGAUUUGCCACGGUCUAUCCUUGCCAAGAAAGGGAAGAAUGAAGAUAACCGAAGAAAAGUAAACAUAAUGCUUCUGAGUGGGCAGAGACUGGAACUGACUUGUGAUACCAAAACUAUAUGUAAAGAUGUGUUUGAUAUGAUUGUGGCCCACAUUGGCUUAGUGGAACAUCAUUUGUUUGCUUUAGCUACCCUCAAAGAUAAUGAAUAUUUCUUUGUUGAUCCUGAUUUAAAAUUAACCAAAGUGGCCCCAGAGGGAUGGAAAGAAGAACCAAAGAAAAAGAGCAAAGCCGCUGUUAAUUUUACUUUGUUUUUCCGAAUUAAAUUUUUCAUGGAUGAUGUUAGUCUAAUACAACAUACCCUGACCUGUCAUCAGUAUUAUCUUCAGCUGCGAAAGGAUAUCUUGGAGGAGAGGAUGCAUUGUGAUGAUGAGACUUCUUUAUUACUGGCAUCCUUGGCUCUCCAGGCUGAAUAUGGAGAUUAUCAACCAGAGGUUCAUGGUGUGUCUUAUUUUAGACUGGAGCAUUAUUUGCCUCCCAGAGUGAUGGAGAAACUUGAUUUAUCCUAUGUUAAAGAAGAGUUACCAAAAUUGCAUAAUACCUACGUGGGAGCUUCUGAAAAAGAGACAGAGUUAGAAUUUUUAAAGGUCUGCCAAAGACUGACAGAAUAUGGAGUUCAUUUUCAUCGAGUGCACCCUGAGAAAAAGUCACAAACUGGAAUAUUGCUUGGAGUCUGUUCUAAAGGUGUCCUUGUGUUUGAGGUUCACAAUGGAGUUCGCACACUGGUCCUUCGCUUUCCAUGGAGGGAAACCAAGAAGAUUUCUUUUUCCAAAAAGAAAAUCACAUUGCAAAACACAUCAGAUGGCAUAAAACAUGCCUUCCAGACAGACAGCAGUAAGGUGUGCCAGUACCUGCUGCAGCUCUGCUCUUCCCAGCAUAAGUUCCAGCUGCAGAUGCGAGCGAGACAGAGCAACCAGGACGCCCAGGAUAUUGAGAGAGCUUCGUUUAGGAGCCUGAAUCUCCAAGCAGAGUCCGUUAGAGGAUUUAAUAUGGGACGAGCAAUCAGCACUGGCAGUCUGGCCAGCAGCACCCUGAACAAACUUGCCGUUCGACCUCUGUCAGUUCAAGCUGAGAUUCUGAAGAGGCUCUCCUGCUCAGAGCUGUCGCUUUACCAGCCAUUGCAAAACAGUGCAAAAGAGAAGAGUGACAAAGCUUCAUGGGAGGAAAAGCCUAGAGGGAUGAGUAAAUCAUACCACGAUCUCAGUCAGGCCUCUCUCUACCCUCAUCGGAAAAAUGUCAUUGUUAACAUGGAAUCCCCACCACAAAGCAUUGCGGAGUUGGUAGGAAAACCAUUACACCAGAUGGCAAGAUCUGAUACAGAAUCUUUGGCAGGAUUCACAAAACUUAAUAAUUCAAAGUCUGUUGCAAGUUUAAAUAGAAGUCCUGAAAGGAGGAAACAGGAAUCAGACUCCUCAUCCUUUGAAGACCCUGGUCAAGCAUAUGUUAUAGGUCAGCAUAAACAAGCUUACCUUCUUUCUCCCAUACCUCAUGCUCAUGGAAUGACUUUGCAUAGUUCUGGAAAUUCUUCAUCCCAAGUACCCUUAAAAGAAAAUGAUGUGCUACACAAAAGAUGGAGCAUAGUAUCUUCACCAGAAAGGGAGAUCACCUUGGUGAACCUGAAAAAAGAUGCAAAGUAUGGCUUAGGAUUUCAAAUUAUUGGUGGGGAGAAGAUGGGAAGACUGGAUCUAGGUGUAUUUAUUAGUUCAAUCACCCCUGGAGGACCAGCUGACUUGGAUGGAUGCUUAAAGCCAGGAGACCGUUUGAUAUCUGUGAAUAGUGUUAGUCUCGAGGGGGUCAGCCACCAUGCUGCAAUUGAAAUUUUGCAAAAUGCACCUGAAGACGUGACACUUGUUAUCUCUCAGCCAAAAGAGAAGAUACCCAAAGGGCCUUCUACUCCUGUGCACAUUGCCAAUGGCAUGAAAAACUACAUGAAGAAACCUUCCUUCCUUCAAGACAGUGCUAUAGAUUCUUCCGUAGAUCACUGCUGGCCACAUGGUACCGCAAGGCACAUCUCAGAGAGCUCCUUUGGGCUGUCUGGGGGCCUGCGGGAAGGAAGCCUGAGUUCUCAGGAUUCCAGGACUGAAAGCGCCAGCUUGUCCCAGAGCCAGGUCAAUGGUUUCUUUGCCAGCCCUGUAGGUGACCGAACCUGGCGGGAAUCACAGCACGGCAGCCCUUCCCCUUCCGUGAUAUCCAAGACCACUGAGAAGAAGAGGACUUCUACUGACAGUAAUCGAAGCAAAACUAAAAAAACAGGCAUUUCUGAUGCAACAGAUUACUCUGACCGUGGAGAUUCAGACAUGGAUGAAGCUACUUAUUCCAGCAGUCAGGAUCAUCAUACACCAAAAAAGGAAUCUUCCUCCUCAAUGAAUACAUCCAACAAAAUGAAUUUUAAAACUUUUCCUUCAUCACCUCCUAAACCUGGAGAUAUCUUUGAGGUUGAACUGGCUAAAAAUGAUAACAGCUUGGGGAUAAGUGUCACGGGAGGUGUGAAUACCAGUGUCCGACAUGGUGGCAUUUAUGUGAAAGCCGUUAUUCCCAAGGGAGCAGCUGAGUCCGAUGGUAGAAUUCACAAAGAAUAUUUAAUUUUUUUAUAUCUUUUUUUUUUCUCUCCAGAGAAUACGUUUGAGGUAAAAUUGUUUAAAAAUAGCUCAGGUCUAGGAUUCAGUUUUUCUCGAGAAGACAGUCUGAUUCCUGAACAAAUGAAUGCCAGCAUCGUAAGGGUUAAAAAGCUCUUUCCUGGACAGCCAGCAGCAGAAAGUGGAAAAAUUGAUGUGGGAGAUGUUAUCUUGAAAGUGAAUGGAGCCUCCUUGAAAGGACUAUCUCAGCAGGAAGUCAUAUCUGCUCUCAGGGGAACAUCUCCAGAAGUAUCCUUGCUGCUUUGUAGACCUUCACCUGGUAUGCUACCGGAAAUUGACCCUGCUCUUUUGACCCCACUGCACUCUCCAGCACAAGUACUUCCAAACAACACCAAAGACUCCUCUCAACCAGCAUGUGUGGAGCAAGGCACCAGCUCAGAUGAAAAUGAAAUGUAUGACAAAAGCAAGAAACAAUGCACAUCCCCAUCCAGGAGAGACAGUUACAGUGACAGUAGUGGGAGUGGAGAAGACUUGGUGAAAGCUCCAGCAAAGAUACCAAAGAGGAGCUGGAGUUCAUCUUUGCAUCAGACUCUAAACAAUAUGGGAUCACAGGCACAAAGUCAACAUGAAACAUCUAAGAGUAAAGAAGAUGCCAUUUGUACCAUGUUUUACUAUCCUCAGAAAAUACCCAGUAAAGCAGAACUUGAGGACAGCAAUCCUCCUUCCCCUCUACCACCGGAUAUGACUCUUGGAGAAUCUGCUUCCACUAAUUCAAUGGAUAAAUAUCAUACAUAUCACAUUUCUGAACCAACUAGACAAGAAAGCUUGACAUCUUUGAAAAAUGACUUGGAAAACCACCUUGAAGACUUUGAGCUGGAAGUAGAACUCCUCAUUACCCUAAUUAAAUCAGAAAAAGGAAGCCUGGGUUUUACAGUAACCAAAGGCAGUCAGAGUAUUGGUUGUUAUGUUCAUGAUGUCAUUCAGGAUCCAGCCAAAAGUGAUGGAAGGCUAAGACCUGGGGACCGGCUCAUAAAGGUUAAUGAUACAGAUGUUACAAACAUGACUCACACAGAUGCAGUGAAUCUGCUCCGAGCUGCACCCAAGACAGUCAGAUUAGUUCUAGGACGAAUUCUAGAAUUACCCAGGAUGCCAGUGCUGCCUCAUUUGCUACCUGACAUUACAUUAACAUGCCACAAGGAGGAGUUGGGUUUUUCCUUAUCUGGAGGUCAUGACAGCCUUCAUCAAGUGGUAUAUAUUAGUGAUAUCAAUCCAAGGUCAGAUGCAGCCAUUGAGGGUAAUCUCCAGCUAUUAGACAUCAUCCACUAUGUGAACGGAGUCAGCACUCAAGGAAUGACCUUGGAAGAAGCUAAGAGAGCAUUAGACAUGUCACUUCCUUCGGUGGUGCUGAAAGCAACAAGUCCAAAGAUGACGUGGUCAUCAGGUAAAAUGGUGAUGCACUAUCCAGAACAGUCUUCUGACAAUCCUCCCAAUGACCAUGGUCAUCACCCUGUGGAGCCUUGCCACAAGCCUGCCCUCACUCCUAGUAAUUCAUUCUCCAAGGUUAAUGGGGAAGAAAUAAUUGAAGUUUUGUACCCUGAAGGAAAAUGUUCUACUUAUCAGAUGAAGGGAUCAGCAAACUUGAUUCUCUCCAAAGAAUCUCAUGUACAAGAAGAUGAUAUCUAUGAUGAUCCUCAAGAAGCUGAAGUUAUUCAGUCUCUGCUGGAUGUUGUGGAUGAGGAAGCCCAGAAUCUUUUAAACCAAAAUAAUGCAGCAGGAGAUGCCUGUAUUUCAGGUUCAUUGAAAACCAAUGGGCAGUUAUCUGAAGGGAGAGCAGAAGAUACAGACUGUGAUGGUUCACCAUUACCUGAAGAUUUUACAGAGUCUGUCAAAAUGAAUGGCUGUGAAGAAUAUUGUGAAGAAAAAGUAAAAAGUGAAAGCUUGAUUCAAAAGUCACAAGAAAGGAAGCCUGAUGAUGAUGAUGAGAUAACAUGGGGAAGUGAUGAAUUGCCAAUAGAAACAACAAACCAUGAAGAUUCUGAUAAAGAUCAUCCCUUUCUGACAAAUGAGGAGCUUGCUGCACUCCCCAUCAUCAAAGUGCUUCCCUCUGGUAAAUACGCUGGCACCAAGUUGAAAUCAGUCAUUCGAACAUUGCGAGGUUUAUUAGAUCAAGGAAUUCCUUCUAAGGAGCUGGAGAAUCUUCAAGAAUUAAAACCUUUGGAUCAGUGUCUAAUUGGACAAACUAAGGAAAACAGAAGAAAGAACCGAUAUAAAAAUAUACUUCCCUAUGAUGCUACAAGAGUGCCUCUUGGAGAUCAAGGUGGCUAUAUCAACGCCAGCUUCAUUAAGAUACCUGUGGGAAAAGAAGAGUUCAUUUACAUUGCCUGCCAAGGACCUCUCCCUACAACUGUUGGAGAUUUCUGGCAGAUGAUUUGGGAACAAAAAUCCACAGUGAUAGCCAUGAUGACCCAAGAAGUGGAAGGGGAAAAAAUCAAAUGCCAGCGCUAUUGGCCUAAUGUCCUAGGCCAAACGACAAUGGUCAGUGACAGGCUUCGGCUGGCUCUCGUGAGAAUGCAGCAGCUGAAGGGCUUUGUAGUAAGGGCAAUGGCCCUAGAAGAGAUUCAGACAGGAGAGAUACGACAUAUUUCUCAUCUGAAUUUCACUGCCUGGCCAGACCACGAUACACCUUCUCAGCCAGACGACUUGCUCACUUUUAUCUCCUACAUGAGACACAUUCAUAGAUCCGGCCCCAUCAUCACCCACUGCAGCGCUGGCAUUGGACGUUCAGGGACCCUGAUAUGUAUAGAUGUGGUCUUAGGAUUAAUCAGCCAAGAUCUUGAAUUUGACAUCUCUGACUUAGUACGCUGCAUGAGACUACAAAGACAUGGAAUGGUUCAGACAGAGGAUCAAUAUAUUUUCUGCUAUAAAGUCAUCCUUUAUGUGCUGACACGUCUUCAGGCUGAGGAAGAGCAAAAAGAAGAGCCACAGCUUCUGAAAUAACAUGAAAAGAACGGCCUCCUGGAUGCUUUUUCAUCUUGCUCCCAACCUCCAGCAGGUGUUCCUGUUCUCUGCUUAAAAUAAAGAUCACAGGGCAGCAGCAAGUCCAUACAAUAUUAUUAUGCUUAUUCUCCUCUACCUUAGAGGGGCAUUCUUCACAACAAUAAAUAAUGUUGAAAUGCUGUAUUUUUACAGCUACUUUAACCUGUGAUAAUAAUUUAAAAAUUUUUAACACUAACUGAACAGUGCAGAUCUUAGGGAUGAUUAAGGCAGCCUUUGAUUAUAGUUGAUGUUACAAUGACAUGCCGAGUCUAUUUUUAAUGUACCAAUCUUGUUUAUAGCAAAAUUCUUUCCCAGUAUUUUAAUAGAGUUAUUUUAUAGGGGAUACUUGAAACCAGUAUUUAAGCUUUAAAUGACAGUAAUAUUGGCAUAGAAAAGAAGUAGUAAAUAUUUACUGUAUCAGUUUCUAAUGUUUACUAUAUAGAAUUUCCUGUAAUAUAUUUAUAUACUUUUUCAUGAAAAUGGAGUUAUCAGAUACAUUUGUAACUGCAUUAUGUUUGUUAUGCAUCAUCUCACUUUGUAAAUAAAAAUACAUCUUAAAAAUAUGAA
Molecule: messenger RNA, 7904 nt
Organism: Leptonychotes weddellii (Weddell seal)
Lineage: Eukaryota; Metazoa; Chordata; Mammalia; Carnivora; Phocidae
Source: RefSeq, a predicted model, not a curated record